Messenger RNA from Oppia nitens, 718 nucleotides. RefSeq lists its product as uncharacterized. The transcript is spliced from 3 exons. Bases 16 to 690 code for a protein of 224 amino acids. NCBI's taxonomy places the organism in Eukaryota, Metazoa, Arthropoda, Arachnida, Sarcoptiformes, Oppiidae. The record is from RefSeq and is a predicted model, not a curated record.
AUAUACAAUCAAAAAAUGGACGUCAAAUUCAAUACCAAUAGACACCAAUCGGAUAUCCGAUACACUACUAGUUUUCGUGUAAAAAAGUGGGCACUGUUUACGUUUUGUGCCAUCAGUAUCAUUGCAGCGGUCAUUAUGGCUGGCGUUACAUCGCUUCUGGUGAACGCCUAUUACGAAAACAAUGACGCCUUUAAUAGACUAUCCCAGGAGGACAGGGCUACUGUUAAGACAUUUACGAUUUCAAUCAUUUAUGUGGCACUGGCAUUGGCCAUACUGUUCGAUCUAUUAGGACUGAUGGGCGCCUAUAAGGAGCACUUUUGUAUGACAACCACUUACGCUGUACUGAUGACACUGGGCUCUCUCGGCUCCAUUGAUCAGGCCGUCCGCAAUCCAUACUAUUCGUUCAAUACGGUCAUCAACUUUGUAGUGGCCGUACUGGCCAUUGCUUUUGCCUACGAUCUCUAUAGGCGCCGACAAAAUCUAUUUUCCGGACCAGUGGUAAUCCAGACUAGCGGCGGUGCGCCGGUCAGCUAUGUACUGCCAACGCCAACCGGCGGCGCCAACGUUACUGUUGCCACUGCUGCCGAACAGCCGGUGCAAACCGAAAAAGAUGGCAAACAAUAUGAUGCCGUACCUCAAGAUGAUAUGGCUGAGCCCAUCGAUACCAAGGUUGUCCCAUCUGAGGUGUAGCCACAUUGUGUGUGUGUAUGUGUGAGGG